AUGGGUAUUCCCAAGUUUUUUAGAUGGAUAAGUGAACGGUAUCCCAUGUGCUCUCAGUUGAUCACAGACAAUGCAAUUCCUGAAUUCGACAACCUGUAUUUAGAUAUGAAUGGUAUCAUUCACAACUGUUCGCACAACAAUAAUGAAAGUGCCCACUUUCGCAUCACGGAGGAGCAGAUCUGGAUUGGCGUAUUCAAUUAUAUCGACCACCUGUUUUCCAAGAUCAAGCCCAAAAAGUUAUUUUUCCUAGCCAUUGACGGUGUUGCCCCUAGAGCCAAGAUGAAUCAGCAACGUUCCCGUCGUUUCCGUACUGCCAGAGAUGCUGAAGAAACAAGGCAAAAGGCCUUGUCCAAGGGAGAGGAGUUACCAGAGGAAGAUGCAUUCGACUCCAACUGUAUCACGCCUGGUACUGCCUUCAUGAAGAAGUUGACCGCUGAGUUACGUUAUUUCAUUUCGAAAAAAGUGUCUGAAGAUGCCAAUUGGAGAGGUGUCGAGAUUGUGCUGUCUGGUCCUGAGGUGCCUGGUGAGGGAGAACACAAAAUCAUGGAGUAUGUUCGUCUUGCCAAAGCUCAGCCUGAUUACGACCCCAAUGUGAGACACUGCCUCUAUGGUCUUGAUGCGGAUUUGGUCAUGCUGGGUCUGUUGAGUCAUGAUCCUCAUUUUGCCUUGUUGCGUGAAGAAGUGACGUUUGGAAAGCAGAGCCACAAGAGAAGCAAAACCUUGGACUCUCAGAACUUUUAUUUGAUGCACUUGUCACUCAUGCGAGAAUACCUGGACAUGGAAUUCAACUCUGUGAGUGAUAGACUGUCAUUCAAGUACGACUUUGAACGCGUGCUUGAUGAUUUCAUUCUGCUGGCCCUCUUUGUUGGUAAUGAUUUCUUGCCCAACUUGCCCAACCUGCACAUCAAUGAAGGCGCACUAGGACUCAUGUUUAGAAUCUACAAGGACGUACUUCCCACCUGUGAAGGCUACAUUCAAGAUGGUGGACGAGUGGACAUGAACAGGUUGCAAAAGAUCCUCGACGGCAUUUCUGAAGUGGUUGAAAAGGAGGCAUUCGAGAUAGAGGCUAUUGAUUCGCUGUAUCUUGCUGGCAAGCGUGAAAAUGGUCAGAAUGAACGUCAAAUCCUGCAUCAAUUGGAGAAGAAGAAGGCCAGAGAAGGCAAAUUUGUUAUUACUGAUAAACAGGAGCUCAUCUUUCGUGAAAUCAGCAACUAUCUGCUUAGCGACAAGCCUGGCAAGGGUCACACCUUUCAUUUUAAUGUGCCAUUCAAGGCACGCGACAAGAAGUUUGUAGACAAGCUUGCCAAGGACCUCAACAUGUCAUGCCACAUUGACUUUGAUCAAGAGGACAAUUCCACCUAUGUCGAAUUAUCGCUUGACUCUGACGACGAAUUGGACACUGAUGACGACUCUGAAGUAUCUGAAAUUGACGAGGAAGCCGUUGCUGCCAGAGACCGUGUGCUGAAAAAGUACGAAAACGCAGAAAUCAUCCCAGAGAGCAUGUCAAAAGAAGAUAUCGAACGCGAGGAAAAGGAGAAAUUCGAGGCUGGAUUGAAGCAGUGGAAGGCAGACUACUAUAUGGAGAAGAUGAACAUUGAUAUCAACGACGAAAAGCAAAUGAACGAUCUCGUAGGUUCGUACAUCAUUGGUAUCCAAUGGGUGCUCAAAUACUACUAUGAAGGCGUUGCUUCCUGGGGCUGGUUUUACCCCUACCACUACGCGCCCAAGAUUUCCGAUUUGAAGAACGUUGCUCGCUUCCAAGACCAUGAUUUUACCCUUGGACAACCAUUCAAGCCCUUUGAGCAAUUGAUGGGUGUGUUGCCUAGCUUGAGUCGAAAACUGUUACCUGCUGCCUAUCAAGAUUUGAUGACAGACAUGGCUUCCCCCAUCAUUGAUUUUUAUCCUCGCGAUUUUGACCUAGAUAUGAAUGGCAAGAAGCAAGACUGGGAAGCCAUUGUCAAGAUUCCCUUCAUCGACGAGAAGCGCCUCUUGGAUGCCAUGAAGAACCGUGAACAACGUCUCACCAAAGAAGAAGCCUCCAUGACCCGUCUUGGUACUAGUUACAAAUUUUCGUUUGAUGAAAACCUCGCCAAACUUGAUUCUGAGGACCUGCCUGUCUAUCCCAGUCCCUUGCCUGGUGUGUUCCCUGAUAUCCACAACUGUAUGGUGCGUGAAGAAGUGUACAGUUUACCUAAUCUCACGGAUGAGGAUUUGAAAUUAAGAAAGGGUCUUUUGCCUGGUGCCAAGGUGGGCAAGAAUGCUUUGGCUGGUUUCCCCUCUCUUCAGACUAUUCCCUACACGUUUGAGAUCAAGCAUCAUGGUGUCCAUGUCUUCCAGCAAGACAGUCGUAAUGAGUCUGUCGUCAUUAGCAUCAAGAAUAAGUAUCAACAUGCUGACAUUGAGGAGAUUGCCAAGCUAUUCCUUUACAGAAGCAUUUAUGUGCAUUACCCUUACUUGCAAGAAGCUGUGGUGAUUGGUGUAUCCAACGAAGAAAAGAAAUAUUAUGUCAAUUUCCACAAUGGAAAGAAGCAAAUUUUAGAGCACUUUUGGAACGACAAGGAGAAGGAGUCUUGGGCCAGUCGUAUGGGUCGCGCUGAAUACAUGCCUAGCAAGCGUUUUGCAUUGAUGGUUGGUGAUAUCGAGGUGGGCUUCCAUGUCUGUGUCUUGAAUGGUAUGCACCAAACUGAGGAUGGCGCCUUGGUCAAGGAGUUUGUCAAUCCCAGCAUGGAGGACCUGGUGCCUAUUCAAAUGGUUGUUAUCAAGGUUGCCAAUCCCGAUCCUCGCUUCAUCGAGAAACCUGCUCCUCCCAUUCAAGAGAGUUUCCCCUUAAAGUCAAACGUCUUCUUUUUGGGCAGCAAGUUCUUGGGUGCCCAAGCCACAGUGGUAGGCCAUAGCAAUGGCAAUGUCGAUAUUGAAAUGACCGUUCCUGUGCAAGACCAAUAUCAAAGUGAGCCCGAGUUUGGACACAAGUUUGCUCGUAAACAAGAAAAUGACAUUCGCUAUGAAUCUGGUCAUGAUGUGGCUCGUGAGCUGGGUAUCUCUCCUUUGUCUCUCUCCAAGCUCACAUCCUCUUUGACUGUGAAUGAGAAAUCUGGCCAGCGUAUCAAUGUCGGCUUGAAUCUUAAGUUUGAGAGCAGAGGUGAAAAGGUGCUUGGUUUUACUCGCAAGCAUCCCAAUGGCUAUUGGGAGUAUUCUACUGCUGCAGUCGCUUUGAUUCGUGAAUACUGUGAAAAGUUCCCUGAAUUUGUGCAACUCCUCAUGAAGCAAAAGGGUGGUGGCAUGUUGAACGUCGCUGAUUUUGGCUGGACUACUGAGGGCUCCAAGGCUUUGCAUAAAAUGAAGGACUGGAUCAAGAGCAAGAAACUGGAUGCAUUGACGCGUGCUAGUUUCGAGACGGAAGAGCUGGAGGAUGCUUACUGUCAUGACAUUGAAAAAGCAGCUGUCAAGUACCAUGAAAAGUAUGAGAAUCUUGAUUUCAAGAAGGUGGUGAUUCGUGGUGUUCCUCGCAAAGUAUUGCUCAGACCUGCGGAUGCUGAGGUUCGCUUGAACUAUCAAAGCUUUGCUUUGGGUGAUCGAGUUAUCUAUGUGUGUGAUUCUGGUUCUGUGCCCAUGGCCAACAAGGGUACUGUCGUUGGUGUGCAAGAAAAGGUGGUCGACGUUGUUUUCGACACUACAUUCAUGAGUGGCACUACGCUGAGUGGCAGAUGCUCUGAAUAUAGAGGCGCCACUUUGCCAUACUGGAAUCUUAUCAAUAUUAGUAACCCAUCUCAUCAAAACACAUCAAGAGAGAGCACAUCUAGUUCUACAAGAGGAAACCAUAGCAACAACAGCAAUAAUGGUAAACACAGGAAUUAUGACAAUGAUAAUGGCAAUGAAUCGCAUCGUGGAGGUCGUGGCGGUCAUCGAGGAGGAGGAAGGGGUGGUCGUGGUCGUGGCAGAGGUAGAGGAGGAAGAGGUGGCAACUCUGAAAACCGUUCUCCCUUUUAA
Molecule: messenger RNA, 3987 nt
Organism: Mucor velutinosus
Lineage: Eukaryota; Fungi; Mucoromycota; Mucoromycetes; Mucorales; Mucoraceae
Exons: 5
Coding region: 1-3987 (1328 amino acids)
Biological process (GO): nuclear-transcribed mRNA catabolic process
Molecular function (GO): nucleic acid binding; 5'-3' exonuclease activity
Source: RefSeq, a predicted model, not a curated record